AUGGCGUACUCAUCGUUAUCAGUUGGGCUCGUUUGCUUGAUCUGCCUGCUCGCGUUCGCCGAAUCAGCUUAUGCCUUUGGGGCAGGAAACAUCGGAAGUACCUCCAAAAUCGAGGGACAGAACUGGCGCCAUGGGGAUUUGGAAGAUAUUCUUUUGACGAUCCUCAUGGCACGUGCUGCCGGUGGCAAGAAAUUCAGCAAGCUUGAUGUGAAGAGAGUCUACUUUGGAAAUUGGCUUCGUGACUAUAGCCAGGCCGUUGAUGUUGGAACUGUCAAAUAUGUCAGCGCCGAAGCAAUCCGCAUCCUUUUAUGGGUCUUGGGCUUUAUGUCUUUUGGUUAUGGAACCAAAGAAUUCGAGGUCACCACGGCCCGUCUCGGUUGCUAUCGUCCGGAAGAGCACAUUGACAACCCAAAGAACUAUGCGGACAAUGAAGACGCUAGGCAGUACGAUCGUCGCCUUCGAGGACCUGUCAACGAACGUCGCGAACUUUCCAUCGAUGAGCAAACAGGCAUGAAAAACUACAUUGCCAAUGAACGUGCUGGUAUCGACACCUCAGCUGGCCUUGUUCGAAAACUUUUCGGUCGUUCUAUCCAGCUCGGGCGACAAUACGCCAGAUCAAAGAACAAGGACGAUCUUUACGAAGCCCUCCGUCUUCUUGGCACUGGGUGUCACUGCCUUGAAGACUUUUCUGCCCAUUCUAACUACGUGGAACUUGCUCUGAUCGAGCUCGGCGAGCGGAAUGUCUUUCCACAUGUCGGAAGGCGAACUCAAGUACAACUCCGAGAACUGCGCCAGCCGGUAUAUCCCCUUUGCACCGGAACAUUCGGCGGUGUCGACUUCUUGCAUUCUGUAAUGGGCGAAUUCGACGACAAGGCCACUCAGUCAGAGAUUCAGGAACUCGAAAAUACCAUGAAUCAGGCUCAAAACAAUCAAUCGGAUACCAGCAUGCUUCAGGACCUCCUUGACAAAGUGCCUGACGGAAUUUUUGGUGGCCAAAAUGAGUCCCAAAAGGCAGAUGACCUUAAGCAGAACGCCCAAGCCCAUCAGAUGCAGAAUACGCGAAUUAGCCCUCGAGAGCCAGAGGAAUGGUUGAGUUACAUAAAUGACAUACAAGAGCAGAUCUACCCAAUUCUUGAAUGGCACGACGAAGUCAUGAAAUCAAUCACCGAGGCUAUCGAGAAGAUUCCUAUCCUACCAGAUCUGAUCGAGCAAAUUCAAGAACAAAUCAACAUCUUCGUCUUUUCCCUGCUGGCACCAUUUGUUGUCCCUAUCAUCAACCAAGUGAAGAAUGAGCUGAACACUGGUUCGAGCGAGAUCAUCGAAUCCAGUGCCGCACAGCAGCAUAUUGUCUUCAGAGAUGAUAGUUCCUCCGACCCUACCCAUUCAAUGCUAUCCAAAGACCACUUCUCAAACGUCCUCAACGAACCGGCCGGCAAAGUUGCUGGCCAAGUCCUCAAGUGGGUCGUUCCUCAGCUCAUGGCUUGCUGGGAUGACGAGCGGAUCGAUGUUGACAGAACACUAACAAGAAUAAUCAAUGGAACUCUUCAUCAUCCAGCUUUGCGUGACUAUGGUCAAGAUGGGGCGGCCGAUGGUCGUCGGCUCAUGUUUGGAGUCGUCCAAACCUGGUGGGAAGAAAAGUCUGAGCGCGAAAAGGAUGGUCUCAGGGAGCAGCUCAGUCGCAGUGGAGUUGAGAGUGGCCGAAACCAUAAGCCCGGAGUGGUGGAUCAUGGUCAUGGUUGCAACAAACCGCUAGGAAUGCCUAAUCUCAAUACUGCUCAGAGCUCCUCAGCAAUCGGCGGCCCUGCAGCGUCUGCAGUAAUGGGAGGCUUGUCUGGAGCUCUUGCAAGUGGCACUGGUGGCGGUCAGAAGUAUGGUUCGGGAGGCAACAACGAGCUUGGAAAAAUAGCGGGUGAAGCGGUUGGCGGUGGUGUGGUCGGAUCCAUAGUCGGGGGUCUGGCAGGUGGUCUUUUAGGAGGCGCAUUCGGGGAAGGAGAAAAGAAGUCAAAGAAGACUGAGAGUUACGGCCGAGAUGGCUCUCACAACGAAACGUACAGCGAGUAUGGCCAGUCGGGCAACACUUACGGACAAGCUCAAUUUUCCAGAACUGAUGCACCAGGUGGCCGCCAGGAAGAGUACACGCGCUACGAACAAAAGCCGGCCGCCUCCGGUGGCUAUGGAUCUCAGCGGUUCACCGAGACAGCCCGGUACGACGAUUCUGGAAAUCAGACUUAUCAUCAUGAAGAGCGCUCCUCAGGAGCCGAGUAUGGAUCGGAGACCCGGCGCUACGGCUCUGGAGGCUACCCUGGCAAAUCCUCCCACAAGAAGGACAAAUCAGAUGAUGACGACUCCGACGACGAGUACAAGAAACAGAAGAAGCGCGAAAAGAAGGAAAAGAAAGAGAAAAAGAAACAUGGCCAUAAAAAACACUCUGAUGAUGAUGACGACGACAGUGAAGAUUCUAACAAGAAAAAAUAUAGGGACGAAUACACUAGCUCUGGAAACCCGUACGGUGGUCAACGUCGCAGCAGCAAUGAACACAGAGGUCAACGCUAUGGCAGCAAUGAGUAUGGCGGUGAGCGGACUUCUGGCUAUGGUAACACACGAGAGUCGGAUUACGCUGGAGCCCGCCGAGACGAUGGCGAGUCUGGAUACGGGCGCAGGACCGGUGGUGGCGGUGACAACGAAUAUGGGAGCAGCACGUAUGGACGAGAGUCGCGUCACACCGGAGGUCGUCGAGAUGAAGACGAGUACGGUGGCAGUCAUCAGACCGGGUUUGGACACGGAGUCAGAACGUCUGAGCGCGAGUCUGGAUACUCUAGAGGCGGCCGAGAAGACGACGAAUAUAGCAGCAACCGCCAGGCUGGUGGCUAUGGGGACAGCAGCACCUACGGCCGUGAAGCGACUUCUGGAUAUGGCAGCGGCGGCAAUACCUACGGUCGAGAGACAAGCGGUGGCUACGGCUCCAAUACCUAUGGACGAGGCGCCUCGGACUCCUAUGGUGGUGCUGAUGCUCACACUGGUGGCUAUCGUGGCAAUGACGAUGAUAACCAGGGCUAUGGCCGCUCUCGACCUGCCUACGGUGGUGACGAAACUGAACAGAUGCCCGGCGGGUUUGGGAACGAUGAUGAAGAUCAAAGCUACGGUCGCUCUGGCAACCGGGGCUAUGGCCGCUCUUCUGGUGGUGCAGGGUAUGGUGGUGAUGAUAGGGAGCAGAUGCCUGGUGGGUUUGGUGGUGGUGAUUAUGAUGAUGAGGGAGAGCGACGCCGUCGCUACGAAUACUAG
Endocarpon pusillum Z07020 is the source of this 3282-nucleotide messenger RNA. RefSeq lists its product as uncharacterized. Bases 1 to 3282 code for a protein of 1093 amino acids. The record is from RefSeq and is a predicted model, not a curated record. The transcript is spliced from 5 exons. Lineage: Eukaryota; Fungi; Ascomycota; Eurotiomycetes; Verrucariales; Verrucariaceae.